Molecule: messenger RNA, 1163 nt
Organism: Harmonia axyridis
Lineage: Eukaryota; Metazoa; Arthropoda; Insecta; Coleoptera; Coccinellidae
Product: transcription initiation factor IIB-like
Exons: 6
Coding region: 81-1067 (328 amino acids)
Biological process (GO): transcription initiation at RNA polymerase II promoter; transcription preinitiation complex assembly
Cellular component (GO): nucleus; transcription preinitiation complex
Molecular function (GO): TBP-class protein binding; RNA polymerase II general transcription initiation factor activity
Source: RefSeq, a predicted model, not a curated record
UCCUUGUGACUGAUAUUCCCCACCAUCGAAUGUGUUCAUAUGUUUAGUUGAAGAAAUUUGGUUAGUCAGUUUCUUUGUGAAUGUUUAGAUGUUGUGUUCGUUUUGAUUUUAAUUUGUCGAUUGAGAUGGAAAGAAAAGAUAGUAAAAUAUGUUGUCCACAACAUCCAGAUGCAUAUUUGUUAGAGGAUUAUAGAGCCGGAGACCUAAUUUGUCAAGACUGUGGAUUAGUGGUUGGGGACAGAGUUAUAGAUGUGGGUGCGGAGUGGAGAACUUUUAGUGAUGAGAAGAGUUUAGGUGGUGAUCCCUCACGUGUUGGUGGGCGUGGGAAUACAUUACUCAGUGGUGAAGAUUUAUCAACAAUGGUCGGUCCUGGAGGACGAGGUGCUGCAGCAUUCGAUUCAUCUGGAAACUCCAAAUAUAAAAAUCAAAGAGAUCUAAGUAGUUCCGACCAAGCUAUGGUUUCUGCAAUAAAGGAGAUUUCUGGAAUGGGUGAUAGGAUAAAUGUGCCACAUUCGAUUACUGACCGAGCUACUAAUUUAUUCAAACAAGUUAAAGAUGGAAAUAAUCUGAAAAGCAGAUCUCGUGAUGCUAUAACUGCAGCUUGUUUAUACAUAGCCUGCAGACAAGAACAUGUACCUCGUACUUUCAAUGAAAUUUGUGCAGUGAGUGGAGUCAGAAAAAAAGAAAUUGGACGUGUUUUCAAACUGAUUCUUAAAGCUUUGGAAACUACAGUUGAUCUUGUAAAUACAGGUGACUUCAUGUCUCGGUUCUGCGCAAAUUUGGAACUUCCAAUAAAGGUACAAAAAGCUGCAAUAUGCAUAGCAAACAAAGCGGAGGAAUUCGACAUUGUUACUGGAAAGUCUCCCGUUUCCAUUGCAGCAGCCGCCAUAUUCAUGGCGUCACAGGCAUCCGAAUGUAAGAAAACUAUACUUGAAAUUGCAGAAAUUGCCGGUUGUGCAGAAUUUACGAUCAUAAAAACAUAUAGGCUAAUGUAUCCUCGAGCAUUCCGACUAUUCCCCGUAGAUUUUGAAUUUGAUACUUCCAUUAAUCAGUUGCCUCAUAUGUAAUAUGUAAUAUACUUGUUUUUAUGUUUAUAAUUAAGUGAAAUAUAUUCUUUUUAUUUAUUCAACCAUGUAUUUCUCUAAAUAAAUUAUAAUGAAAUA